CCCCACGGUCCGUUCUCCUUCCGUUCCACCAGUUACACCACCUUCGAAGAAUAUUCUCCACAGGCCCAUACCACUUCUCUUCCCCUCUAACCAAGACCCCAUUUAACCCCCUCGUAUAUAAUCUUUCGUCAGCUCCAACUCUUGCUUCAAGCCUCAUUAUCAAAGUAACAAAAAACUUAUUAGGCCAGCCAAUUAUGUCCCUUUCUUGCUACUCCAUCCCCAUGGAGAAGGAAGAAGAGAAUAAAGACAUGACCAUGAGCCCUAAGAAGGCUUCGUCAACACCCACCACUACCCCGAGACCCAGAAAGCGCAGCAAUGCCCUGAGGCUCGUCCAGGCCGCGCUCUUCAUGACUCGGCCGUCGUCGAAGAAGGAGGCGCCUGCGCAGGCCGUCGUGGUGGUGCAGUCAGAAAGCACCAGCUUCUGGAAGAGUUUGCUGGCCGGUAUGCGUCCCCUCCACCACCACCAGCUUGAGCACCAAGAGGUGGCGCCACCGGAGCUGGUGGUGGCCCUCCCGGCCCUCCGGCUAACGAAGGUGGACUCCUUGCAUGAGGUUUUCACCCCUGCGACAUCGCCAAUGCACUCGGAUGGCAUGAGCGGGUACGCGUCUGCGGAGGACCUCCAUGUACUCGACACAUGCGAAGAUGGCGAUGCCGAGAGAGAUGGUGGUGAUGAUGGAGAUGAUGGAGAGCCGAAUGAGAUUGAUGUAAAGGCCGAGGAGUUCAUUGCGAGGUUCUACGAGCAGCAGCGUUUGGAGUCGAUUGCACUGCAGGAAUAAUCAUCAACUGGGUGUGUGAUGAGGGGAUGUGGAUUUCUUCUUCUUCUUCUUCUUCUUCCUUCCUUUUUAUUCUUUUCCUGUUUUUGUUCCUCUUCUUACGUGCAUGGGCAUGUAUAGGGUGUUAUGCGUUCAUGCUUGUAAGCAUGCAGGCGUGGAGUCGUGUUGGCUCUUUUUGGGUUGGUGGUUUCCUCAAAGAAUAAAAAUGGUUAAAGGGUAA
Molecule: messenger RNA, 993 nt
Organism: Elaeis guineensis (African oil palm)
Lineage: Eukaryota; Viridiplantae; Streptophyta; Magnoliopsida; Arecales; Arecaceae
Source: RefSeq, a predicted model, not a curated record